This is a messenger RNA of Seriola aureovittata, 4836 nucleotides long. RefSeq names its product tripartite motif containing 3b (gene trim3b). Gene Ontology annotation, molecular function: translation repressor activity; ubiquitin protein ligase activity; zinc ion binding. Bases 255 to 2555 code for a protein of 766 amino acids. The record is from RefSeq and is a predicted model, not a curated record. Gene Ontology annotation, biological process: protein polyubiquitination; negative regulation of translation; proteasome-mediated ubiquitin-dependent protein catabolic process. Lineage: Eukaryota; Metazoa; Chordata; Actinopteri; Carangiformes; Carangidae. The transcript is spliced from 17 exons.
CUAGCACACACAUACAUGCGUUAAAGCCAGAUCCUGAUCACACACAUACACACACACACACACACAUACACACACGCCCUGUUCUUGCCUGCCUCCCUUGACUCCCUGCAUGAGGUGCUUUUUGCUGUGGCGAUGUCGGGUUUUGUGGACGGAUAUCGCUUCCACUGGAGGAGAACGUGCUGAAACUUCCUCGCACCUCCUCUUUCAUCUGUCACGAACCUGCUGCUAACUGCUGUCGUUGUUCGUGGCUUUAAAUGUCCUCUGCCAUGGCGAAGCGUGAGGCUGGGAGCACCAGCCCUGUGGUCCGUCAGAUAGACAAGCAGUUUCUGGUCUGCAGCAUUUGCCUGGAUCACUACCGCAACCCCAAGGUCCUGCCCUGCCUGCACACCUUCUGUGAAAGUUGUCUCCAGAACUACAUUCCCCCAGAGUCUCUGACGCUCUCGUGUCCAGUGUGUCGGCAGACGUCCAUCUUGCCGGAGAAAGGAGUUUGUGCUCUACAGAACAACUUCUUCAUCACUAAUCUCAUGGAGGUCCUUCAACGAGACCCAGAGUGCUCGCGGCCGGAGGCCUGCAGUGUCCUGGAGUCAGUCAGUGCCGCAGUUGCAGGAAAACCCCUCUGCUGCCCAAACCAUGAGGGGAAGGUGAUGGAGUUCUACUGCGAAUCAUGUGAGACGGCCAUGUGUCUGGACUGUACAGAGGGCGAGCACCGGGAGCAUGUGACUGUUCCUCUGCGGGACGUCGUGGAACAGCACAAGGCUGCGCUGAAGACACAGCUGGACGCAAUACACAGCAGGCUCCCUCAGCUGACAGCAGCCAUCGAGCUGGUGAGUGAGAUCUCUCGCCAGCUGAAUGACAGGAAGAAUGAGGCAGUGGCAGAGAUUACCAGCACGUUCGAAGAGCUGGAGCGGGCGCUGCAUCAGCGCAAGUCGGCCCUCAUCACAGACCUGGAGAGCAUCUGCAGCGCCAAGCAGAAGGUCCUGCAGACCCAGCUCUCAUCUCUCCUUCAGGGGAAGGAACACAUCCAGAGCAGCUGCAGCUUUACAGAGCAGGCUCUCAGCCACGGGAGUGCUACUGAGGUGCUGCUGGUUCAGAAGCAGAUGAGUGAGCGGGUAACAGCGCUGGCCCGACACGACUUUCCCGAGAGACCACAUCAGAAUGCACACCUGGACUGCCAGGUGGAGACUGAAGGUCUGCGACGCUCCAUCCAAAACCUGGGUGUUCUCCUCACCACAGCAGCUGUAGCUCACACCUCCGUCGCCACAGGAGAGGGCCUCCGCCAUGCAGCAACCGGGCAGCACCACACCGUUACUGUGACAACAAAAGAUAAGGAUGGCGAGCUGGUGCGGACAGGAAACGCUGUUUUAAAAGCAGAGAUAACGUCCGUUGAUGGGAACCGCGCUGCAGAGACAGAGGUAACGGACAAUAAGAACGGAACAUAUGAGGUGGGCUACACGUUACGCUCUGAGGGAGAGUACUCCUUCGCUCUGCUGCUGUACGGCCAGCCGAUACGCAGCAGCCCGUUCCGCCUGCGGGCAGUGAAGCCCUCAGAUGUGCCGCAGUCUCCGGAUGACGUGAAGAGGAGGGUGAAGUCUCCCAGCGGGACAGGGGGCCACAUACGGCAGAAAGCGGUGCGGCGGCCCUCCAGCAUGUACAGCACCACCAAGAAAAAGGAGAACCCCAUUGAAGAUGAGCUCAUCUACAGAGUGGGGUCCCGGGGCAGAGAGAGGGGGGAGUUCACCAAUCUGCAGGGAAUCUCAGCCUCUAGUAACGGCAGAGUGGUGGUGGCUGACAGCAACAACCAGUGCAUACAGGUAUUCUCCAAUGAUGGCCAGUUCAAGAUGCGCUUUGGGGUCAGAGGUCGGUCUCCGGGGCAGCUGCAAAGACCGACAGGCGUCACUGUGGACAUGAACGGCGACAUUGUUGUGGCUGACUAUGACAAUCGUUGGGUCAGCAUCUUCUCCUCUGAUGGCAAGUUUAAGAAUAAGAUCGGCGCAGGCCGGCUCAUGGGUCCUAAAGGUGUGGCUGUGGAUAAGAAUGGACACAUCAUCACCGUGGACAACAAGGCCUGCUGUGUCUUCAUCUUUCAGUCCAAUGGGAAGCUUGUGACUAAGUUUGGAGGCAGGGGGACAUCGGAGAGACAGUUUGCAGAAAAACUUGGCCCAAACUUAAAUAAAUCUGGCUCAGUUUUCAGUCCACACUUUGUUGCAGUUAACAACAAGAAUGAAAUAAUUGUGACCGAUUUUCACAAUCACUCUGUGAAGGUGUACAGUGCAGAUGGAGAGUUCUUGUUCAAAUUUGGCUCUCACGGUGAAGGCAAUGGUCAGUUCAACGCUCCCACUGGUGUAGCUGUGGACUCCAAUGGUAACAUCAUUGUUGCAGACUGGGGUAACAGCAGAAUACAGGUGUUUGACAGCACAGGCUCCUUCUUAUCCUACAUCAACACCUCAGCAGACCCACUCUAUGGCCCCCAGGGCCUCGCCCUCACCUCAGAUGGACAUGUGGCUGUCGCUGACUCCGGCAACCACUGCUUUAAGGUUUACAGAUAUCUGCAGUAGGCUGAGGAAGACACAUGUCCUGUUCAGACAAGUUAAUGUCACAUAUCACUUGUGGACAUAGAGCUGCAAUGUGCCUGCACACUUUACAGUGACCCCAAACAUUAAUUUCCUUUUUAUUUUGUCUGUAAGAUCUAAUAUUCAGAGCAGACAACAUACAAAUCUGAAAAAAAUGUCAGAUAAAAAACAACUCAAACCCCAAAAGUGUAAUUAAAAUGUUAUUAAAACAGAACAAGCCAGUUAUCCAAAAACUUGUUGUAAAAAGUAACAUUGUUUCUCAAAAGACUAUCUUGUUUUAAAAAAAAAGUUUAAAAUAAAUAAAAAUGUAAACGCAGCUAAGAAACAAAACCUGUGAUCAGAUAUUUCCCUAUCUGAUCACACAUGGUUUGUCUACCUGAAACUGUAGAAGGGGAAAAUGAACUGGAGAUUAGCCUGUGGAAUAAGGCGUUUCAGCUCUGUGUCUUCAAAGUGCGACCUCACCAGUAGACAGCCUGACAAAUCUAAAGUCGGUGAUACACUGCAAUUUUUUGGGCAACAAUCCCAGCAAACCAACCAGCAAACAGAGUGAGACAGGGAAGCAGGGAGGAGUCAACCACACUGUUUCACCCCCCUCGAGGAGAAGACGACGCUUUGUGACUGAAGUACAGUAACAAUGCUCAGGCUUUUUCUUGAACACUGUUGCAUGUCAGUGUGCUCCAAAAAAUUCCCCUGUGGUCACUGCCUUAUGAUUCCUCAUCAGUAAACACAACAGAACACAUACACACAGACAGGAAUGUGUUGUUUUAAAAGAAAUGAUUUCUUAUUCUCAUUCUGCACCUUAUCACUCUGACUAAAUCCCUGCACAUGAAUAUAGUAAUUUUUUGUUACCAAUAUGCAAAUUUUUUUUGUUUUUGUACCCAAAGACAAGCAAAAAGAAGCACAACAGUUAAUAGGAUGAAAAGGUUUUUGAACCAGCUCAAAUCUUAACAUCAAGUCUAACUAGUCUUUCUCUUCUAUUUACUCAAACUUCUUCUAUCUGAUCCCACUAGUUCUUGCACUUUUGUGUAUUCAUAUCUACAACCUGAUAUAGUUGUAUAUAUGCAUAUUUAGAUGUGUGUGUACAUAUAUAUAUAUAUAUAAUAUAUAUAUAUAUAUAUAUAUAUAUAUAUCAUGGAAAAAGGAAAAAAAUAUUUUAUUCCAACUUUAUGAGCAACAGUGUAUAUAUAUAUAUAUAUAUAUAUAUAUAUAUAUAUAUAUAUACACACAUAUGGAUUUGGUGUCCAUGUUAUUUCACUAUAUAACCUACUUAUUCCAGCACCUACUGAAUCAAGAAUUUCAACACUGGAGUAUAUACUAAUACAGUAGUAGAAGGUCAUGCCAAGUAGUAGCCAACUGAAUGACAUCAAUGGAACAAUGUUGUAUACACAUUAUUUGCUGUAUUUUAUUUUUGCAAAGGAUUUAAUUUAUUUUUAAUUUUCUUUUCUACAUAAUUUGUUCUACAAAUUAUUUUUCUAAUUGGUGCGUUUGAACUGUCUCCUCUUUGCCAAACGUCAUUGUACAUAGGUCUUGUAACUUGUAGCACUGAAAGCUGUUCUCUCUCGUUUGCCUCCUCCUCCUCCUCAAUGAGCUCACAUCCAGUUAUACACAGUAACUUCUUCUUCCCUCCGCCAAAAACGUAUUGUCGUAAGUUGUUGUUGAACAUUGCACAAAAUACAAAUAUUAUAAGAGUUAUAUAUAGUUUGCAAGAGUAAUAUAUGCCUCUGUGUAUAGUUAUCAUUUAACAUAAUCAGAAAAGUGUAGUGUAUAUUACAAUCAUAUUCUUGUUGUAGCUCACAAGCACCUUUUAUCAUGGAUUUUCCAGUGGUUGCAUUCAUUUGCUUUGUGGUUCGGUGUUUUGAAGGUUUUCUGUGUUUGCUCUUAGAGAAACACAACACCAGCUAACACGCAGUGACACUGAGAGUUUUUCCCCUGUGUUUUAUUCUUUUACUGUAUGAACCCUGUAACCGAUCUCUCUCCAUCUGAAUUUUUCACUCAUUGGAAAACUCUGUAAUGACAAUUCCCUCCUCCAUUAAUUGUUCAAUUCAAUAAUCCUGUUUUUUUUUUUUACUAUCUCUCACCUGUACUGGUCACUGACCUGCUCAUGUCUGUGUGAAAUAAAGGAAUAAAGGAAGAACAUAUAAAUGAAACACAACCAUCAACCAUCUUGUGUAGCCUACUGUAUACAACAAGAGGCCAGUCUUACAAGUAAUCACUAUGUAAUCAUGGCAAAGGUAUGAUUGUAAAUAUUAAAGAAUAACACGACAAA